AUGGACCCUCUCAGCUUGACUGCGAGCGUGGUUGCUAUCGUCCAAAUCACAGGGGAAUGCAUGAAGCUCGCCAAGAUUGGUCCGUCAAAAUAUCAUCUUGCAAGGCUGAAGCAGAUUAACACAGACUUAUAUGGAUUCUAUGGCACUAUCAACAACUUACAACUGCAUUUGAAGAUCUGCGAAGAAGACCAAGCCAGACUCAGCGCCCUUGAUCAUCUUCAGGAGCCGUUGUCGCGGUGCUUGGAAGCCCUGAAACUGCUCAAGACUCGAUUUGAACACGAUGGCGUCUUCACGCAAUAUGUCAUGGGAUUACGGUUUGACAAGAAGCUCGAGGACUGUCUGCGGGUCAUCGCUGACGCAAAAUCACUCUUGGAGCUGGCUCUACUGUGUGAUCAAAGGUUCGCCACAAGCGCCGUUGCUGAGAAUGUCAUGCUAACAAGAUACAGAGUAAUAAUCAACGCUGUGGAGACAUAUGUCCGCAACACCGCCGAAGAGACUCGAAAUAUUCAGAAUGCGAUUGCAAGUACAGAACGAGUUCUUGCAGGAAUCCAAUCGCAGGUGAAACAGUCGUCCGAACUGACCAUGACUCUCAGGGAAGCGCAAAGUCAGGGUCUGGCAAAAGUCCAUGGCGCUGUUGGAAAUUUGACCUUGGAGAUAAAAGCACAAGAGACGAAAGCACUUCUGCAGAAACAAGUUGCACGCCGUUCUGCCGCCCUUGGUUGGCUUUCGAGCAUGGAUAUUCGCUCUAAUUACCUCGAUGUUCUUCGGGCAAGGGAACCUGGCACCGGGAAAUGGCUCAUAAGUCAUCCUCUGUUCCAGUUUUUGAUAAAUGGAGAGCUCCAGGCUCUGUGGCUGCAUGGGAUGCCGGGAGCUGGCAAAACCUUCUUGUCGGCAGCCGCGAUUGAUCAUUUGGAGCGAUCAUCCACUUCCACCAUUGCUUACUUUUUCUUCGACUUCAAAGACUCCGAGAAACAGCUUACAGAGGCAAUGAUUAGGUCGGUUGCAGCUCAGCUGGAGAAUGAAGCGUCACCGCACUGUCUCUCUCCGGAGCUGGAAUGCUUGUAUUCGAAAUGUUGUGGAUCUGGCAAAAACCGCGAGCCGACACUGGACGAAGCCGUCAACCUUCUCAUAUCCUAUUCGGUUGGGGAAUCCAGCACAUAUCUCGUCUUAGAUGCACUGGAUGAAUGCAGGGACAGGGUUAACCUGAUAUCUGUGUUGCGGAAAUUGAGGGAAAUCGCCCCUAACAUCAAAUUAUUCGUUACCAGCAGACGAGAGACUGACCUUGUAGAUGGUCUAACAGAAGACCGGUUUCAGGGGUCGCCUAUCGAGGGGGAUGCUCUAAUGGACAAUAUACGACUCUACAUCAGGUCUACCUUGGCUAAUGAUCGACUGCUCCAAAAACUGCCUGAAGACCUCAAAGACCAUAUCCAGCGUACCCUCGUGGAAGGGUCGCAGUUCCGCUGGGUCAGGUGCCAGAUCGACGUGAUUCGGUCUUUGAAACGGCCUAAAGCCAUCAAAGAGGCCCUAAGGAAACUGCCUAAGACGUUGGAUGAAACCUAUGAGAGGAUCCUCCUUCAGCUCAGUGAGACAGGCUCAGAGGACAGUACCGACUUGCUCCGAAAGAUAUUCAUCUUCCUUGCUUUUGGCAAACGCCCAAUGACCUUGCCAGAGCUUGCCCAGGCAAUCAUCAUUGACGUCGGUGGCCGCGAAUUCGACGAUGACAACGCAUUCCACAAUCCCGAGGACCUCCUGACACUAUGUCAACCCUUAGUCGCCCUGUCCUCAACGACCGGCUACCUAGGCUUUGUUCACUAUUCCGUUCAAGAGUUUCUGCUCUCGGACAGGUUAGCGAAAGCAGGAAGCGAGAUCAGCAUGUAUGCGCUUGAUCCCAAGACCUCGCAUACAGAAAUUGCUCGGAUCUGUCUCAGCUUCUUGAAUUAUGACGACUUUGCCUCUGGUCCCUGCACCUCAUAUGAGGACUUCCAAAGUCGAACGGCAAAAUUUCCGUUCUUGGCGUAUGCUGCCUCCGAAUGGCCAGAUCACGCCACGGAACAAGAUGUCGAAACAGAAUUGACCAGCUCAAUUUCACAACUUCUGAUCCCGCAGAAGAAUCCCAAGCUUGCCUCAAUGUUCCAGAACUCAUGGGAAUUUGGUGAAGCUAGAGGGGAUGAUGUAACGCUUUUUUGCACGUACCUAGCGGAAGAUGGGACGGAAAGGAUGUACGAAAGUAGCUAUAUGGUGAACAGUCUGACGUUUGCAGCGGUUGUGGGUUUGGACAGCGUCUUGGCAAGAAUAGAUGAAAGUGGAGCUGACAUCAACCUCCCAGGAGGACAUGCCGGCAAUGCGCUUCAGUGCGCCGCUUGUUAUGGCCGCCUUACCACGGCAAAAAUCCUCCUAGAUCUUGGAGCGGAUGCCAGCUUUGACAAGGGCGACUAUGGUCGGGGUACCCCUUUGAAGAUAGCUAUAAUUUCGGGCCAACGACAGAUGAUCGACUUCUUCCUGGAUUGGGGAGUGGAUGUGAAUGUAGGCGGUGAGGAGUACCACAAGCUGCUCAAGGUUGCUGCGGGUGAGAACGACGUACCAACCAUGCAACGCUUGAUCGAAGCCGGUGCUGAUAUCCAUCAUGGGGAAGACCAAGACGCGCCUUGGAAGGAUCCCUACGACGGUGUCACGGCUCUUGAAACAGCUGUGUCUCGCGGAAACAUUGAAGCAGCAUUAUUUCUUAUCGAACAGGGAGCUUCACUUGGUGAUUUCUCUAUUACUGCUAUGGCGGAUUGCCUGUGCAACGUGUGGCGCGGGGAGGGUAUGCCAAUAAAGAGAGUUGAGACUCUUAUGAAGGGUCUAGCCGCUCUUGGCCAUCAUGUCGAGGUUGAUGAUGAGGUUGAGGAGGGCAAGGUGGAGGAAGCGGAGGAGGCAUUCUGCUAUGAAAAGGCAGGUUUAAAUCAGCGAUCUCGACCAGUGAAGUUCCGGCUGAAAAUUGACCGGGCUUCCAGCGACAUGGAUCGUUGCGGAGCUUGA
Messenger RNA from Cladophialophora yegresii CBS 114405, 3018 nucleotides. RefSeq lists its product as uncharacterized. The coding region runs from base 1 to 3018 and encodes 1005 amino acids. NCBI's taxonomy places the organism in Eukaryota, Fungi, Ascomycota, Eurotiomycetes, Chaetothyriales, Herpotrichiellaceae. The record is from RefSeq and is a predicted model, not a curated record. Gene Ontology annotation, molecular function: protein binding. The transcript is spliced from 5 exons.